UCAACAUCCGUCGUCUGCAACGAACCGAAAAUGAAUUGGAUGGGAGGAGCUCGCAGCCGUAUAAAGCAACAAAGAGACAAGAAAAUUCAAAAGCAAUUUUUUGAGAGGAGAAGAUUGAUGAAAAGAAAUGAAAAUUUGAACCCAGGUUUUCAAACACCAUUGGGAAGAAAAAGUGCCAUAAGCCAAGACAUAAAGGCUUUCUGUCUUCUAGAACAAAUGCAUUCAAAGGAAAUGCAGUCACCAGGAGAAAAUUCACGUCCCAUCAGAAAAAUAGAAAUGGACUUGCCCAAAAAAUCUCGAAUGAUGCAUCACUCCAGUCUAGGAACAUCUUCUCCUUACAACACGCCAUCAAAACUUCUGCUGAUGGAACCAAAGCAUCAAAGAGAUAUGAGCUGGAAAAGAAUACCUGAUAGGAGAGAAACAGCUAGCAAAGAUCACAUGUUAAACAAAGGAAACAUUGAUUUUGGAAUCUGUUCCAAAAUAAGGACAAGUGCAGCUGAAAAGUCUACCACUGAACAAAAUAAUCCAUACAUUCAUGAGGAUUUCCAACCAACACCAGUUGUUGGGUACCUAAAGGAUGGACAUGAUAGGAAACAUAACAAAUCAUCAGAAGUAUUUCUUCCAACUUGGACUCCAGUUUCAGUAAAGCAUGACACUUUUAUGCCUAAAGGAGAUGACUUAUGCAGUAAAAAAGAUUUCUAUCAUAAAUUCUGUCAAAACCCUUUCUUUGAAACUCCAAUUGAAUGUAAAGAAUCAAAACGGAGAAAACUAGAAGUGAAUGCUCAACAAGAAUCAAAGCGGGUAUUAUUUCAAGAUUCCAACAUUUUAAAUAAAUGUUUUCUGGAAGAAGAAAAAGAACAAAUAAAAAUUGAUGGUUCUACCCCACUUCUUAAAAGAAGCAGUAUUCUUGAUAUGCCAGGUUCUUGUUCUCUAGACUUAAGGUUUCAUCAAACUGUUAGAUCUAAUGGUUUACAAACUUCAACUUCGGAAACGGUCUCAUCUGUAGGAAAACGAGAUACUCUUAAAUUUAAAAAUCCAUUGGAGACAUCAUUAGGUAAAGAAACUAGACUUUACAUUUCACCAACAAACUUGCAGAGAAAGCUGAACACACCCUACAAUACAGACCAAAUGAAGCAGCAUUUGUUCACUGCUCAUACUUCAGGACACCUGUUAACUUCCAAUGAAAGAAGAACAGGUGCUAGGCAUAGCAAAUAUACCAACAGACAUGAUAUUGUUCAGAAUAGCCAGAGUUUAUAUGAAAACUUUGAUGACAACUUUGGAGUACACAAAUCAAAUAUCAACUGCAGAGAUGAACUGAGCCUGCUGAUGACAAGUACUCCAGUGGACAGAACACGAAAACCCAUGGAGAUAGUGAUAUCUCCAAUAUCACACACAGCCAAAAAAUCUCCUUCAUUUCAUGAAAAGGGUUUUCAUUCCAACCAAGCCUCAUCAGAGGCAUCUGUCUCUAACAAUAACAAACACAUCUCUUGCCAUACCUUGGUACCUUAUCAUACAGUUGACAAAGGUAGCUGUGACAAGAAUCAGAGUUUUAUAGAAAAGUCAACUGAUCAUUUGGUUGAGGAAGAUAUUGCAGAAAUUCUAGCAGAGAUGGACCAAUUAGAAGAGGAUCAAGUGAAGGAGUGGGAGAUGAGUGUUUAUUACAGCCAGACACAAAGUGAAAAAGACAACGAGGAACGGUAUAAUGAGCUGAAAAAAAUUAAUAACAUUAACGACAGCUUGGAGUCGUAUGCUCAGGAAGAUAAAAAGAUUGGUAAAAUGGAGGACCUCACCGAGAAGAAGUAUGAUGCUUUGACAGUGCUGAAAGCAGCAGCAGCCAAGCUAGAAAAAUAUGUUGAACAUUACAAAGUAACUGAAUUUGGUGCAGACAGUCAUAAAGAAAAUGAUUUAUCAGUAUGUAUAAAUCAAAAUCAAACCCAGCAUGCCGAAGACCAAUUUUCUCUUCCCAAGCUUCAAUCAAACAGCAAAGUACAGAACUCAAUACAGCAGGCAUCUGAAGAUUUCGGUUCUUCAGUACAAGAUGCCGCUGUUAUCAAGGAAGAGACAGGUAAUGCAUACAUUCACUGUAAUAAUGAAAUCAAGAGAAAUGCUAAUCUAUCUGACUCAGGGGAGAGUGAUAUAACCUUAGGAACAGCUUUACAAAUCACGGACAAUACUGAAUCGUGCCAUCAAAUGUCAUCCUCAACAAAUGAUAAGAAAUGUAAAUGUAGUGAAUUAUUUGUAUUGCGAUCUUCCAAAGAAUGUCAGACUGAGAUUUACGUCACCAGCACUGGAAUGGAAACUGACGUGAUUAAUGGCGUGUCCGUGGGGAUACAGUGUGAGCUGCUUCCUGACGGCUGUGAUUGUAAAUUAGAGGACCCAGAGAGCCAGGACAGCUUCCAUAGCGUGGCGUCUGACCUUCAUUUAGAAAACGCUGAUCAAAAUGAUGUAAAACAAACUUAUCAUCUUCGAUCCAGGAAAAAGUUUUAAAUUUAAUUCAGUUUGUUAAAAAAUCAGUAAACGAGCUUAAUAUAACAAUAAAUUGUUUAAUAUAAAAACAUUUGCAU
Messenger RNA from Saccostrea cuccullata (small rock oyster), 2564 nucleotides. RefSeq lists its product as uncharacterized. The record is from RefSeq and is a predicted model, not a curated record. The coding region runs from base 31 to 2487 and encodes 818 amino acids. Lineage: Eukaryota; Metazoa; Mollusca; Bivalvia; Ostreida; Ostreidae. The transcript has 9 exons.